Caenorhabditis briggsae is the source of this 252-nucleotide messenger RNA. The record is from RefSeq and is a predicted model, not a curated record. NCBI's taxonomy places the organism in Eukaryota, Metazoa, Nematoda, Chromadorea, Rhabditida, Rhabditidae. Gene Ontology annotation, biological process: stress response to metal ion. The transcript has a single exon. Bases 1 to 252 code for a protein of 83 amino acids.
AUGGCAUACUACGGAAACGGAGGAUACUCUCCUUACGGUCAACCUGCUUUUGGAGCGCCACCACCAAUAUUUGGAGCUCCCGGAUACAUUCCAGCAACUGUCCACGUUCACACUGAUGGACAUCAUCAUGGUCAUCAUCACCACCAUCAUGGAUUCCUCCACGAGUUGGGACAUGCUCUGACUGGACAUCAUCAUCAUCACCACCACGGACAUCAUUUCGGACACCACCACCAUCACCAUGGACAUCACUAG